AUGGUGACGGGAAGCGGUGGAGCAAAACGGAAUGCAGGAAAUAGAACUUUACUUGAUUUUAAUUUUGUUAAAAAGAAGAAGAUCAUGGAAGAAUCAGAAGAUAUUUACCAAAGUGACGAGCAAUGUGCUUUGAAGUCUCAUGUAAGCCCUCAAUGCGGUGACGGAAUAGAAUCUGAGAAUCGAAUGAGACUUACCUAUGGAGACAGACUCAGUCCUGUUUAUGGUAAUCCAAAUCCUGGGAAAAGAGUUCAUGUUCAUGGCACAUCAAGUAAUAGAGGAUCAACAUUUCAAGCUUCCCAAAAUGAGUUGCUAUCUUCAGUUCAGACAAGUAUUUUCCAGUUUGAUCCAACAAUGAGAGAUUCAAGGUUGGAGUUACUGAGCAUGCCAGCUGCUACUCAUUUUGAGUAUUUUGUUUUUCAGGUAAUUGAUUCUAAAAAGAAGAACUUCCAUCAUGAGGGUGACUCUGGGUUUUUGAGGCAGCAGGGUGCAAUCAAUAAUGUGAAUUAUGGAAGUACAAGAAAAACAUUGGGAACCAGACGAGGUCCAAGUCAUCAGUUUAUUCCUCCAGUUUUGAAUCGUGGUGUUGAUGCUGAUGGCUUGCAAAGGGAUGCUUCUAGCUCUGGCUUUCCAAAUUAUAGUGGGAAGAUUCAAAGUGUGAAAGCUGUUAGCAAUGACUCAGAAGUUGAUGAGAGACUGAAAAACAUUGAGCCAAAGAUGGUAGAACUUAUAACGAAUGAGAUUAUGGAUCAUGGUCCCCAAUUAUCAUGGGAUGAUAUUGCAGGGCUUGAAUUUGCCAAGAAUGUUAUCAAAGAGAUUGUUGUGUGGCCAAUGUUAAGACCUGACAUUUUCAAGGGUUUGCGUGGUCCUCCAAAGGGGAUCUUAUUAUUUGGGCCUCCAGGAACUGGAAAAACAUUAAUUGGGAAGUGUAUAGCCAGCCAGUCAAAGGCCACUUUCUUCAGUAUAAGUGCAUCAUCUCUUACGUCAAAAUGGGUUGGUGAAGGUGAAAAGAUGGUGCGUGCAUUGUUUGCUGUUGCAAGAUGCCACCUGCCUGCUGUGGUUUUUAUUGAUGAGAUCGACUCACUUCUGUCUCAAAGAACUGAUGGCGAACAUGAUGCCUCACGGAGAAUCAAAACUGAAUUUCUGGUGCAACUGGCAAGUCAUGGUGUUCUGUCAGUUACAGAUUGCAGACGACCACCACCGAGGGAACAAAGAAUGGAAUUCAGUGGAAUUCAGUGGUCACAGCUGGAGGACUUAGGCUUUGCCGAUGACCUGGCCCUUCUUUCACAUAACCAUGAACAGAUGCAAAGCAAGACCACUAGACUGGCAGCAGCAUCAAAAGGAAUAGGACAGAAGAUCAAUAGGGGUAAAUCAAAGUUCAUGAGGAUCAACACCAUCAAAGAAAAUCCAGUCACAGUGGAAGGAGAGCGGUUAGAAACGAAAAGCCUAAGGUCAAUUUCGCUACGAGGAGUUGUUGAUGGCCUAUACUCCACCUGGAACGAUGGGCCUAAGCCUCAAGAGAUUGAUGAAGCUGCUAGACGUAGACUUGUGAAGAGACUGUACAUUCCCCUUCCUGAUGCUGGUGCACGGGAGCAAAUCAUGUGCAGUCUUUUGUCACAACAGAAGUGCAGCCUGUCCCAGCAAAAUAUGAUUAAAAUAGUUCAACGAACACACGGUUAUUCAGGCUCAGACAUGGCAAACCUUUGUCGAGAAGCUGCUCUUGGACCUAUAAGAAGUAUUACUGAUAUUCAAUGUAUUGAUGCUGACCAGGUAUCAUAAUUUUAUGGAUGCAAUAUAUUUGUGGUCUCAAUGUCACAUGCACCUCCCCUUGCUUGUUGUCAUAUUGAAUUCAAUGUUUCUUUACAUGCUAUUUCUGGCUCUUGAGAGAUCGUGAGGAACAGCUAAUAAAAGAGUGAUUCCUCAUUAAACUUGUAAGUUAAUUGAAGGUCAAAAAUGGUAAAAUUUAGAGGUAUUCAAAUCAGGUAAGUCUCAAAGGAGUGCUAUUGUUUUCGCUAUUGUUUAAUUAAACAAAGAACUGUAUGCAUAAUAAAUGUAUGGGGUUAUAUGGAAAUCUUUCCAUGUUUUCUUUUCAGUUCUGUAUGUUUUUAUUUCUAGCUUCGUAUGUAUUCAUGUUAUCUUUCCAUUUUCAUUCGAGUCAGUUUAUCGUCCGUUACCCCUGUAACAUUUUUGGUUCCCUGAACCUCGCCUUUCCAGCAUUUGGUAAGCCGUUUUAGUUCAUCGUUUUUUUGUAUUUUCUUUUAGUUUUCUGCUCUUUUCGGUCAUUUAUUUUGUAGUAAUUCAUUAUUACAAAAUGAAUUAUUUAGAUUUGAAAUAGAUUUAGAUUGAAAUAGACUUAUUUACACAACUACUAACAUCACGGCCGUCGGCGUUGUGAAACUGGCCGAUAUCCUGCACAAAACUGCAGAGUAACUUCAGUCUACGCUUUCCCUUACUUUAAUCGGAAUAAAUACACUCCUUUGUAUUUUCUGAAGUGAUGUAGCAAUUUUCGAAAUUUAUAAACACACAAAAUGGCUUAGCAUGAGCUAUUAAAUAUACAAACAUCAGGGUUAACAUAGAAUAUUUAAUUUAGAAGCGUAGUCCCGAUGAGAUGCUUAUCAGAUAACGCGUGUGACAAAUACAUUCGCUUUAAGGUAGCUCAAUCGGAGUUUUGAGUAACAAUACCGAUCAACUUUGAGUGACUAGACCAGCACCAUUAUCAAUCCAAACGAAAAUCGAACGUCACUAGUGUGCUAGAGAAAGAUGAAAGUUUCAAAUAGGAUAUAUUUCAGCAAGAUCUGAGUUACCAUAGCAACGAAAUUACACCAUACCCCAUUUUACAUAAGACCGAAUAACUUGCCACCAGGGAUAUUUUUGGAACACAACGUCAGGAUCUCGAACUUGACAUAGAUGGCUUAAUGAUGGCAAAAUUUUAAAAAAAUCUAUAGGAGCGUUUUCGAGAAAAUUACGAGUGAAGUUUCAAGGUGUCAAAAUACAGCAAAAACAAAGCUGUUUUAAAUGUUAUUGCCAAUUAUGUCCACAAGACUUGACUAAAUGGUAUUCUGGUCUUAAAAUGAAUCUUAAAACAUAUCAUUACCUCAAGUGAAAUUCUCGGAGAAAUCGCUCCGGUUGACUUUCAGAAACUAUGGCUUGAAUAUCAACUGGUGUAGGCUGUUGUUUUGCUUUUUAUCAAAAAUUGCCCCUAAAAUUCUUAAAUUGGGCGGGAAUUAAAAACCACUCGAAUUUUUUUUAAAACUUGGCUCUCAGUGAGAUUAAUCCAUAUUCAACAUAAUACCGGAGUUUCAAAUAAAUUGAAACAUUUUAAGGCUGCUAAUUUUCAGCGUCAACUAAGGAAAAUAUUGCGCUGAUUUUCACUCAUGUUGUUUGUUGUCUUCAUUAUAAUUUUCUUUUGUCUCGAAUCACCAUGCUAUUAUACAUUUCUGUACAUCACGAACUCAUAAAAUGCACGAUUACUUUCCGGUGAUUUUCCGAAGCAUGCUAAAAUAUCCCGAGCUAGCACUACAACAACAAUAAAAUAUAUGUCUUGUUUAUGUUUAUGUUAAACAUCAGAACAAGACAUGCAGCAUAGGGAUUUUCAGCUUGCGCUCACCGCUUACCCUCGGCGUGGCUGCGUUAAAGUGAGAUGAGAGAAAGUGUGACAUAUUUUAUUGUUGUUGUAGUGCUAUCUCCGCAAAUUUUAGCAUGCCUUGAGCAUGCCUCGAGCACGCCUCACCCUGGUGCAAGUGUGAUUUACAUUGUAUUAAAUGAAACCAAGCAUAUUCUCUUGUUAAAACGAAGUGAAGAAUAAAGCGAGAUAAAUCAAGAAAAAAACAAUAGUAAGGGAGGCAAAAUGAAAUGUUUCCUCUUAUUAUUGACAUCUUCUAGUUGUUUGUUUUUUAGAGCAAUUUGCUUGAGUGAGUCAGUUCUCUCCAACCUUUUUGUUGUGUUUUUAUAUGAACACUGACUUACAAAUGUACACAAUGUUUGCUGAAAAUAGCACCACACUCAAUUUCAGGGAAUCAUUUUUCAAACAUUUUCCCAAUGGGAGGGGGCGAACCCCUCCGUACUCUCCCCAAACGAUGCGCAGUGCGCAUCAUGCCCAGCCGCUCCGCAGCAAGUUUUGACUAAACCUUUGCCACCUAGUUUUUGGAGUGAACCUGCUACUCAAAAACCAAAAAAAAAACCUGGGACUCCGUUAUUGAUGUUGUUAUGUAUUUAAAAAGCAAAACAUCUUGACACUACGUAUACAAGUUCACUUGAAAUGUGUAAACAGUGCCGAGCUCAGUGAGUUAAAACUCUGUCUCACAUAAGACAAGGCCCAAAAUGCUGCACAAAAUAGGGUUAAAUUGAGAGAUUGUUGUUGUGUUAUGUCCCACAGGGAUUAAAACCUAAAUAAAUAAUUAUUAUUAGAGGAUAUUAAUAUUAAGUAAGUAAACAGUAUUCUGCCAUAAAUUUCCCGCUUAAAAUUUAUAACGACUUGGCCACCUUCCCACUUGUAGCAAUUCAACUCCCAGGUACUGACAUUUAAUAACAACACUCCAACUGAAUGGAAUAAAACUAAGCAUAAGACACAAGUACGCCUUGCGGACCUAUUUUUUGGUUAAUUAGUAGUUGGCAUCAAAACACCUCAAGUGUUGCACCUAAAUAGGUUUAAUGAGUAUUUUUUGUGUUCGAGAGAACACAGUUCUUAUCGGGUAAUGGGGAAAAAUCGAGUGUAUCUUUCUUUCUAUGGACACCAAUUUGCCCCCCACCCCCACCCCCCCAAAAAAAUUUAGGGGCGAAUGAUGUCGUCUCCUUGUUCGUUAUGUGCUUUCUUUCGAGAGUUGUGCAGUAUUGCAGACUUUCGAGUGUCGAGGCAGCUCACUGUGGACCGCAGCGAAUAAGUUGUUUAUUUAAAGUUUGAAGUUAGUUCGUAAACAAAAUGAUUAAUAAAUUGUCCUAGUUUUGGGAAUCGAACGAACCGAUCAUAUCCAAACUAUUAUAUGUCGAAUAGGAAGUGCGAAACGAUCAAGCAGAUAUUUAUAAAUGACAAGUCUAAGUCUUUACGCUGGGCUCAGAGACAUUUGUAACACUGAGAUCUUUUUUUAGGUCGACUGCCGGUCACAGUUUUGAUCAUUCAAUAUGACCGACAAUACUAUUGACAAUUUUAGGACAUCGCACGAACCGAUCAUAACCAUAAACCACGAGUUUGUGACAGCAUGACAAUUUAAUUUUCAUUCAAGUGAGUUUCAUAUGUAUAUUAAUUUUGAUGUACAUGGAUUCUCUGACACAGAUACAUAUACCGUAUCUGCGAGGGAACAUCGAUCCACAAACGUCUCUGAACCGAGAGUUUUACUUGAGAUCUAUAAAAAUCUGCUUGAUCGCUUCGCACUUCUUAUCCGACAUAUACUAGUUUGGAUAUGAUCGGUUUGUUCAAUUCCCUAGUCUCGGACUGCCGGUCACUCAGUGCUUUGAAAACCCACGGUGAAAACCGUGACCGUCAGCCGACCUAAGUGUCAAAAACCAUGGUCUCACUCUCCCAAGCGUAUUAAAACCAAGCGUUAGACUUGUGAUCUGUAAAGCUUUCUUGAUCACUUGACAGUUCCUAAUUGGCAUAUCAUACUUUGAAUUGGGUCGGUUCCUUCUAUUCCUUAAAUUUGAGAAAAAUAUGAGACUACCAGUCAUAAUUUUGAAAACUUUGACUGCUGCCGAUCAUUUAGCCACAGUGUAAUAAUAUUGUCCCAACGAGCGCUCACAACUGUGUUAUACAGAGUUUCAACACGAUAAACUAGUAAUAAUCAUCGAUUAGCUGAGUGCGUUCGAGUCAGUACAAUUAAAAGCAUUGGAUACUGCCAGGAUAAUUAUAUUGUCACACCACAUUCCUGCUUUUGACAUUUGCUGUGUGUAAUUUUGGCCAGUAUCAUCCACCAUACUCUGAACAUAAUGUUCUGUACUCAUUCCAGCCAUGCGAAUUUGCAAGUUCAAAUCUGCAGUUUUAUAGGGCUGAUAUCAAACAGACUUACAGAAAACAAUCACCACCACCGCUACCACAAACAUCCUACGGAAUUUAAGGCUUUCACUUAGGCAACCCCAGGCUGUCUCCAUUAAAGUGCCUAUGAAGUAAAAAAUUAAUUGCUGCUUAUUUGAAAGGCUUUUCAAAGUGAAGAAGAAUGGCGUUUCCCUUUUUGGAAUAUCCUUUUUUCAUUCUAGAGAUAUUUCCGUUUUUGGAUUAUGCAAAUGAAGAAAGUGAUGACGUCAUAGGUGGUUCCACUUAAACGGCAAAACACUGAAUCAA
Molecule: messenger RNA, 6268 nt
Organism: Orbicella faveolata
Lineage: Eukaryota; Metazoa; Cnidaria; Anthozoa; Scleractinia; Merulinidae
Product: fidgetin-like protein 1
Molecular function (GO): microtubule severing ATPase activity; ATP binding; ATP hydrolysis activity
Source: RefSeq, a predicted model, not a curated record